Papilio machaon (common yellow swallowtail) is the source of this 2131-nucleotide messenger RNA. RefSeq lists its product as uncharacterized. Bases 310 to 1278 code for a protein of 322 amino acids. The transcript has 2 exons. Lineage: Eukaryota; Metazoa; Arthropoda; Insecta; Lepidoptera; Papilionidae. The record is from RefSeq and is a predicted model, not a curated record.
UCGUCGCUUAGGUAACAAUACCGCGUAAGUCGAAAAAUGGCCAUAUGACGUUUUAUACUUCAUUGGAUAGAUUUUGAUGGCGCGCGUCGAUUUAUGUUACAAAAAUUUUAAAAUUAACCAAUCGCAGCGCGUUAUUUGAACAGUUCUGGCACCGCGCAAAUCGCUUGUUGUUCCACAACCGCAUAAGUCGUCAGACCGCCAUACUGUUUCGAGUGAAUGUGUGACCGCGCAGAAAAUUUACUGUUUUUUAUUUAUUUAUCACGGUUUUAUCAGCGAGACCGACAGUUCUGAUGCAACAAAAAGCAUAUUAUGAAAAUGGCCGAGGACCUUGGUGAUAACGCUUCCAGAAUGAAUGAUGAGGAGAAAGUGGAGACUGAGGUCUUGACUUUACUUGAUUUAAAAAAAAGGCGGGAAGCGUUAUUAGAAAAAAAAAAGAUUAUUUUAAAAAGAAUAAAUAGCGAAAAGCUGGCACAGGUAACAGAUAAACAUUAUAAGUUUUACCCCAAAUCUAUGGAUUCUGCUUCUAAAUCAACUGACGAAUCUAUUACUGAGCACUUACAUCAAGCAGAUUAUAGUAUAACUUUCGGACAUGCCAGCCUUGAUGAUGAAGAUAUUGCACAAACUGAUACAAUCACAUUCAGCAGUAAUACGAUAUUUCAAGAUAAAGUAGAAAUUAACAACACAAAGGAGAAUGACGCAAAUAUAACUAACAUUGACAACUUAAAAUUUAUAGAGAUGAUAGACAAUUCUUCAUUUAAUUUUACGGACAUUGGCAAUAAUUCAGUAAUGGACAUUUCAAUGAAUGAAUUUAUUCCUGAUGUUUCUUCAACGAACAAGAUAUUAUUGAUAGAAACUAGUACAUUUUUUGGAAACCCUAAUCCUCAAACCAAUGUAAAUGUUAUCGCAAAUGAUAUUCCCGAUGUACUGGAUUCUACUGUUACAGUAACUGCUUCAACUGAAAUAUCAAGCCCCCAAAUGGAUGAAGUUGCCGCUGUUGGUGAUACGUCGAUGCCCCAACCUAAUGAAGUCACUGUUAUUGGUGACGCAUCAAGGUCUCAACCUAAUGAAGUUGCCACUGCUGGUGAGACAUCUAACCCACAACCCCAUGAUUUAGCAAACACUGAUACGUAUUACGGAGAUUUAUCAAUUAAUAGAAAAAGGAAAAACAAAGCUAAUAAAGAGCCUGGUAAGUGGAAGAAAAACCUAAACAAAAAUUUAAGAAUGAAAGGAGAGCCGUAUUUAGGCUAUAGACGAGUCACGACCAAUAAAAAUAUUUAAAAAAAAAUCCAUCAUGAUGUGUUAAGGCCUGCACGAAGCAUGAAACCUUCAUGUAUUUCAUCUUUUUGUAAGAAAUCGAAACUGAGAAGUUGUCAGAACAUAGAUGAAGAUAAAAGAAAAGAGUUAUUUAACACGUUUUGGAAAACGAUGUCAUGGGAACAAAGAAAAACUUUUGUAUGUUGUCAUGUUAUAGCAAAUGACAAAAAGGUUACUAAGAAUCCUGAGUCAACAAGAUUUAAAACUCUAGCUUAUUUCUUAACUAUUGAAAAUAUACGCUACCAAGUAUGCAAGAAGAUGUUUCUAAAUACUUUAGGGAUUAAGGACUGGUUUGUACGUUAUUGGCUUGAGAAAACAAACAGCGCCAUGCCACCACAUUCACAAAAAGAAAUCCAUUCAAAAAAAAAGCAAGCUGCUCAUGUCUUUGCGGAGGAAUUCCUUAAUAGUCUUCCUAAAAUGCCAUCACACUACUGUAGAUCCAGUACGUCAAGACAAUACCUAGAGCCGUUAUUUCAGAACAUGGCGCAGCUAUACAAGGAAUUUUCUAGUAAAUGUGAAUUUGAAUCAGUAGAAUGUCUUAGUCGCAGGAUUUUUGAUAACAUUUUUUUAAAGCUUAAUUUAAGCCUUUAUCAUCCGAAAAAAGAUCGGUGUGAUGUAUGCUGUGGUCAUGAAGCAGGCAAUAUUAAUGACGCAGAAAUAGCACUACAUAGACAACGGAAGGAAAAAGCUAGAAAGGAAAAAGAAAUAGAUAAAGAUUUAGCCAAAGAAGGAAAAUGCCAUGUAUUUACGCAAGAUGUUCAAUCAGUUAAAUUAGCUCCUAAUCUUCAGGCAAGUGCUAUCUACUAUAAAACGAAAC